AUGGCAGCCAACGACGGCGGCAUCUUCACCGCACCUACCACCACCAGCACAAGCGAGAAGAGCCGAGAAUUCGGCUUCAACCCCCUCCACAAACAAGUCGUGAAAGGAAUGUGGAUCGCUAGUAUUCUCGUCGAGAUCCGCUCCAUCUACCGAACCAUAGAAUUCAGCAUGGGCGUCGAAGGCUACCUCUUCCAACACGAGUGGCCGCUCUGGGUUUUCGAAGCGGUACCGAUGUGGUUGGCCUUGCUUGUGUUGGGGAUCUACCAUCCGGCCAAGUGGCUGCAGCAGAAGAGGAGGAGUGCCUUUCUUGAUAAGAGUGAUAGACGUGUUGCGCAGGCGGGUGCUGUUGAUUUGGGAUUACCGAAGUAA
This is a messenger RNA of Lithohypha guttulata, 369 nucleotides long. RefSeq lists its product as uncharacterized. Lineage: Eukaryota; Fungi; Ascomycota; Eurotiomycetes; Chaetothyriales; Trichomeriaceae. The record is from RefSeq and is a predicted model, not a curated record. The transcript is spliced from 2 exons. The coding region runs from base 1 to 369 and encodes 122 amino acids. Gene Ontology annotation, cellular component: membrane.